AUGUUACGAUCAACCGCUGCUACUCGCUCAUUCCAUAGCUCCAGAGCCUGGUUGAAGGGCCAAAACUUGACUGAGAAGAUCGUCCAGACCUACGCAGUGGACCUGCCCAAGGGCAAAGUUGUCUAUUCCGGCGACUACGUCUCCAUCAAGCCGGCUCACUGUAUGUCCCACGAUAAUUCUUGGCCUGUGGCUUUGAAGUUCAUGGGACUUGGUGCCACCAAGAUCAAGAACCCCUCACAGAUCGUGAACACCCUCGACCACGAUAUCCAGAAUAAGUCUGAAAAAAACCUGACCAAAUACAAGAACAUCGAGAACUUUGCCAAAAAGCACAAUGUCGACUACUACCCUGCAGGUAGAGGUAUCGGCCAUCAAAUCAUGAUCGAGGAGGGCUACGCAUUCCCCUUGAACAUGACGGUCGCAUCCGACUCGCACUCAAACACCUACGGUGGCCUUGGUUCGCUGGGGACCCCCAUAGUGAGAACAGACGCUGCGGCCAUAUGGGCCACGGGCCAGACCUGGUGGCAGAUCCCACCGGUGGCCCAAGUGGAGUUGAAGGGCAAACUACCACAAGGAGUCUCCGGUAAAGAUAUCAUCGUCGCAUUAUGUGGGCUCUUCAACAACGACCAGGUCCUAAACCACGCGAUUGAAUUCACAGGCGACUCUUUGAACGCGCUACCCAUUGACCAUAGACUGACUAUAGCCAACAUGACCACUGAGUGGGGGGCUCUUUCUGGCCUGUUCCCCGUAGACGAAACUUUGAUCAACUGGUAUAAGAACCGUUUACAAAAAUUGGGCACAAAUGACCAUCCAAGAAUCAACCCAACAACCAUCCGUGAACUGGAGGAAAGGGCGCAGAUUGUUAGACCAGACAACGAUGCCAGCUAUGCCAAAAAACUGGUCAUCGAUCUAUCCACGCUUACCCACUACGUUUCAGGCCCCAACAGUGUCAAGGUCUCGAAUACCGUGCAGGACCUAUCUAAACAAGACAUCAAGAUAAAUAAGGCGUAUUUGGUGUCGUGUACCAAUUCACGUUUAUCUGAUUUACAAUCUGCCGCUCAAGUGGUUUGCCCCACUGGGGACUUAAACAAGGUCAACAAAGUCGCUCCAGGCGUGCAAUUUUAUAUUGCUGCUGCCUCAUCAGAAAUUGAAAAAGAUGCCCGUCAAACAGGUGCCUGGGAAAAAUUGUUAAAGGCUGGUUGCAUCCCAUUACCUUCCGGUUGUGGUCCAUGUAUUGGCCUAGGUGCGGGCCUAUUGGAACCAGGUGAAGUUGGUAUAAGUGCUACCAACAGAAACUUCAAGGGUAGAAUGGGUUCAAAGGAUGCAUUGGCUUAUUUGGCUUCUCCCGCAGUGGUCGCUGCUUCCGCUGUGUUGGGUAAAAUCGGUUCACCUGCUGAAGUUCUAUCCAUAAGUGAGAUCCCAUUUGAUGGUGUCAAGACCCAGAUAACCGAAAACACUGUCUCUGAAGAAAAGGGCGAAACAGAAGCUCCGGUUCCAAAGCAAUCCGUUGAAAUUUUGGAAGGUUUCCCACGAGAGAUCUCGGGCGAGUUGGUCUUUUGCGAUGCUGACAACAUCAAUACUGAUGGUAUUUAUCCAGGCAAGUACACUUACCAAGAUGACGUUCCUAAAGAGACGAUGGCCAAAGUCUGUAUGGAAAAUUAUGACGCUGAUUUCCAAACGAGGGCCCAUCCUGGCGAUAUCGUCAUCAGCGGGUUCAACUUCGGUACCGGAUCCUCCAGAGAACAAGCGGCCACUGCAUUAUUGGCUAAAGGUAUCAACUUGGUCGUGUCCGGCUCCUUCGGUAACAUUUUCUCUAGGAACUCCAUUAACAAUGCUCUGUUGACUUUGGAAAUUCCAACUCUAGUCAAGAAACUACGUGAGAAAUAUCAAGACGCUCCAAAGGAACUCACAAGGAGAACUGGUUGGUUCUUGAAAUGGGAUGUAGCUAAUGCCAAAGUAGUCGUCACCGAGGGCUCUUUGGAUGGUCCCGUCAUCAUGGAACAAAAAGUAGGUGAGUUAGGUAAGAACCUGCAAGAAAUCAUCGUGAAAGGUGGCCUAGAAGGUUGGGUCAAAUCCCAACUAUAA
This is a messenger RNA of Saccharomyces eubayanus, 2082 nucleotides long. RefSeq names its product homoaconitate hydratase LYS4 (gene LYS4). The transcript has a single exon. Bases 1 to 2082 code for a protein of 693 amino acids. The record is from RefSeq and is a predicted model, not a curated record. Gene Ontology annotation, molecular function: homoaconitate hydratase activity; 4 iron, 4 sulfur cluster binding. Gene Ontology annotation, biological process: L-lysine biosynthetic process. Lineage: Eukaryota; Fungi; Ascomycota; Saccharomycetes; Saccharomycetales; Saccharomycetaceae.